GUGUAACCGAGAGCAUAGUUUUCUGCCCGCCGACAGUUCCGUAGGGUGGACUAACACUGGGCUUUCUUUUUGAAUGUCGUCUCCGCUACUACGGACGUCACGCUCUCUGUGCUCAUCGUGUCUUCGUUGGCAGCGUCACAGACUCUACUCGUCACAAGCAGCGUUCGCGACCUCGGCUGUUCCAAUAAGUGACCUUCAGCAGACAGAAACACUAUCUGCUGGACCUAGUAAUGCGCUAGCGAAGGCAACAACGCGAAAGCUGCCCAAAGCCCCCGGAGAAACGAAGGCAGGGCGGCUGGUGGAUAAUGAUACACCCUCACAGUCUCGAAAUCCACUAGAACCGACUCGUGUCGACCUAUACCUCGCCUCAAUACACGCUGCUGGCUUGGAACCAACCUUGGAUGAUAUAGAGCGCUGCAGACCUAAGAGACACUCAUCACCGGAGUCGUCUAAAUAUGCAGAAGAGUAUAAUAAUCUCUUGGACACGCUCUGUCGGUCCUUCAGCAAGGACCAGCUAAGGAAUUUUACAGAGUUAUAUAACCUUGGCCCUAUAUGGACGCGUAGCUCCAGACGGAAAGUAGAAUAUGCGGAAUCCAUUAUGGAGAAGCAGUGGAACUGGCCCUCUCUGAAGGAAAUCGAGAGAAGGCAGAGGGACAAGACAGAGGUUGUUAUAAAGACAUUCUCUGUCAACCCAAGUCAACUUUUUCUCAUACUUGGUAAAGAUGGGGCCGACUUAUUGCAGCUUUCUAUGCAAUAUAACGUCCACAUUUCGCUGGCUUCUAAUCCACUUGCCUUGCGAGUGGAGGGAUUCAGAGGCACAAUGAAGCAACUCACAGAACACUUGAGUGAACUGAAAAAGGGUAUUAUUGAUGAAAUCAUUGAACUGCCUUCAAAACAACCUAUUCGUCAGGACCUGGUCCAACGCAUAUCGCGUCUUGCUGGCGCUUACGUGGAGAACCUUGGCCACAAGGGCAAGAUCAGGAUUUGUGCUAAAGACACCGACAAAAUGGACACUGCAAAACGACUCGCUAUCCGUGCUUCAACGGAGACUCAAGGUGGUCAUUCUUCACCCCUCCUUUGCUACGUACCAGCAAAGGCAACGCUCGAGCAUUCUGUAGCGCCUUCCUUCAUGCCACACACGUACUCUAUCUACCCUUUCCUCUCCCCUCGGUCUUUACCUUGGACGAUGAUGAAAGGUGCAUCUUUCCGGGUCCGCAGAGUUGCAGAUUGGCUCGGUGGUACUGCCGUCGAAGAUACGACGAAAACAGGUGGUUUGGCAGGCGGGCAAGGAAAAAUGGUAACCAAAACUGAGGAAUCUACAGACCUUGAGGCAUUGCUCCUCAGUGCCCCAAAGGCCCACGGUCACGAGAGAGUCGUCUCCGCCUCCUUUGGACACAUCGUUCUUGGAUCUGCAUCACCGACCGGACAUAGUGUCCUCAUUCCCCCUUUCAAGGGAAAUUGGACAUUAUCAAAAAUUCUCAAAUGGUUGCACACUUCAAAUACUGCGCUCACGUUUGUUCCCAGCCUUCCUGCUACAUUAUUGAAUUCGCCACCUUCGAACCAAAAAGUCAUUCACCGCGUCUUGUAUCGCACGCUUCCAGAGUCCCGACUUGAGAAUAGUCUCCAUCAACAAUUAAUCAAGCUAGAAUUGGAGUUUUCGACGUCAAACAUGGGCGAGACCAAAGCAGCAGCACUUGAGCACAGUAACUCAGAUCGCGAAUUGGCGGGUGACUUGACUAUGGAACUCGAUGCCGAUCAUGACCUUUCAUAUUCUCUGGAUUCAUUCCAGGGCCCGGCCACUCCAGGAGGACCUUUGAAGUAUGCAGAGCAAAACCCUCAAGAGGUGGUUGUCAACGUUUCUGAAGCAACGUGCCUCGAAGGCGUUGAAUCCACGCUGGAUAUUAUGAUGCCUGAUCGUCCAAUGGAUGUUCAAUUCACUGUCUUUGAACACGCAUAUGUUGGUGCAGGUGACCAGCCUCCGCUGCUUGUUGAUUAUACGAAGCAACUUCGACAUUUUCUAACGUCUCAAGAUCGAGAAGCACCUCAACCACAACCGCCUGUUACACUCAACUUUCGCGGUCGGAUCUACUUCCUUCAGACUAGCUUAAGUGUGCGCAAAGUUACUGAGACACCCCAGCUAUCAACAGGCACUGGCGGGAGCGCGGAGCAGUCUAUUUCUGCGCAAGUCAUAACAGAAAGUGUGUUGGACUUGGAGAGCAACCAGAAGUUUACAACUUGUCAGGUUGCGCUUGAUAACUCGGCAGGUGGUGAAGCUUGGACUCGGUUCCUCGCAUCGUGCGACCUUAUCAGCACCGUUUCAAUCCCUGCUCAGGGUCUUAAGGCAGAUCUCUCAGUCCCUUAGCUUACCAUCAUUGUAUACACUAAACUAAUCAUCGAUGCUCUCGAAGUCAUGGAUGUGAUGAA
Molecule: messenger RNA, 2424 nt
Organism: Suillus discolor
Lineage: Eukaryota; Fungi; Basidiomycota; Agaricomycetes; Boletales; Suillaceae
Exons: 12
Coding region: 74-2362 (762 amino acids)
Source: RefSeq, a predicted model, not a curated record